Molecule: messenger RNA, 1644 nt
Organism: Aspergillus affinis
Lineage: Eukaryota; Fungi; Ascomycota; Eurotiomycetes; Eurotiales; Aspergillaceae
Product: sugar porter family MFS transporter
Exons: 2
Coding region: 1-1644 (547 amino acids)
Biological process (GO): carbohydrate transport; transmembrane transport
Cellular component (GO): membrane
Molecular function (GO): carbohydrate:proton symporter activity
Source: RefSeq, a predicted model, not a curated record
AUGAACCCCUCUUACACCCGCCUCUCUCACGAUGAGGCAUCCUCAUACCCUCUGGGUGAUCCUCCCUCCUCACCCCCUCGAUUGGCCAAGCUUCGUAUCUACUGGUUGACAGCUGUUAUUUGUUGCGGUGGCAUUCUUUUUGGAUACGACUCUGGUGUUAUCGGAGGCGUUCUCAUUUUCGAUUCCUUUCUUCGCGACUUCCGAUACACAGCCGACCAGCAAACCAGCGUGAGUUCCAUCGCCGUCGGGAUCCAACAGGCCGGGGCUUUGGUGGGAUGCUUGGCGAUAUGGCCCCUAACCAAUCGUCUCGGACGUCGUCGCGCGAUGAUGAUCUGCUCUGCAAUCUUUUGCGCUGGCGUCAUCUUUGAAGUGCUCAACUCCCACGCGCUUUCUGUCUUCUACCUGGGCCGCGUGAUCUGCGGCCUGGGCAUCGGUGGAUCGGCCACCGUGAUCCCCAUCUACCUGUCAGAGAUGAGCCCCAAAAACAUGCGCGCCCGCCUGGGUAGCUGCUACCAGUUCACCUUCACCGUGGGCAUCUUCAUCUCCUAUUGGAUCGACUACGGCAUCCAAUUCAGUGACCCGACGCCGUCCCAGUGGCAGGUUCCACUGGCGCUGCAACUGGUGCCCGGAGCACUGAUGGGGCUCGGCAUGCUGACGCUGGACGAAAGCGUGCGUUGGCUCCUCGUGCACGGUGACUCGCGUCGUGCCUGGUGCAGUCUCGUCUGGAUCCGAGCCUCGAACGGGCCCGACGUCGUCGCCGAAUUCGCCGAGAUGAAACACGGCAUCGAGGCGGACCGCCACGCUAUGGACGGGUUUCACCCCCGAGAGCUUCUCCAAUGGCGUAACACGCGCCGUCUCGCCCUGGGAAUCUGGCUCUUCCUCGCGCAGCAGUCCACCGGCGCCACCGCCAUGGCCUACUUCGGGCCACAGUUCUUCGCCCUCCUCGUCGGCCAGAACAACGCCUCCCUCACCCUUCUCCUCACCGGUGUCUUCGGCGCCCUCAAAGUCAUCAGCUGCUUGAUCUUCAUCAUCUGCAUCGCCGAACGCUUCGGUCGUCGUCCCCUCCUCAUCCUCGGCGCCCUCAGCAUGUCUCUCUGCAUGCUCGCCACCGCUACUGUCGUCAAAAACGACCAUACCCAACCCAUCCCUUCUUCUUCCUCAUCCUCCUCGAUCAAACCCACCGCCAUCGGCACCAUCGCCCUGAUAUACCUCGAUAUAAUCAUCUACAAUUUCUCCUGGGGUCCCCUCAUCUGGCCCUGCACGUCGGAACUCUUCAGCUCGCGCAUCCGCGAACCCGGCGUCGCCAUCGCCGUCGCCGCCCAGUGGCUCUCCAACUUCACCUGGUCCUUCUCCACCCCGUAUCUCCUUGCCGGAUUGGGUUGGGCUACCUUCUUGCUCUUCGGUUUGCUUGACCUAUUUUUCUCUGGCUUCGUGGGUGUCUUUUUACCUGAGACGGCGGGGAAGAGUCUCGAGGAGAUCGAGGCCUUGUUGGAUUCUGGGUCGGUUCGUGCUGAUACUGGUGGUGUGGGUCAUCGAGUGGCGAUGGAGGAAGAAGGGUUGGAAAUAGAAGAAGAGGAAUUAGAUGAAGGAGAAUCUGCGCCGUUGAACGGGAAAGGAUCGAGUGAGAGGGGAAGAAGAGUUUGA